Messenger RNA from Strongyloides ratti, 414 nucleotides. RefSeq names its product Ribonuclease H2, subunit C family-containing protein. The record is from RefSeq and is a predicted model, not a curated record. The transcript has a single exon. Lineage: Eukaryota; Metazoa; Nematoda; Chromadorea; Rhabditida; Strongyloididae. Gene Ontology annotation, biological process: RNA catabolic process. Gene Ontology annotation, cellular component: ribonuclease H2 complex. The coding region runs from base 1 to 414 and encodes 137 amino acids.
AUGACACCUUCUGAAGUCUAUCAUGUUUUUCCUUUUAAAGUUGAGUAUGAAGGACCUUGUUCAUGGAGAGAUUAUUUACAAAUUGAAGAAAAAACAUCAGAGAAUGACCCUUCAGUGGUAAAAUACACAACGUUUAGAGGAAAGCUAUUACUUGGAAGAAGUUUAAAAUUUUGUAAGGAUCUUAUUUUUAUUUAUAACGCAGAAAAGGAUGUAAAAAUGCCGAUAAAUGAAAUUAUUUUUUGGAGUUAUUUUGAUGGAGAAGCUCAUCAUCCACUGAAAGAUGAAUUGUUACAACCAAUGUACAGAAAUUAUGUUGAUCCAGGUUCAUCAAUACUUAAAUCAAAAAAAAAUAGUACAAUUGAAAGUAAAGAUUUUAUCACUGAUAUAGCUAAUUGCUUGACAAUUAAUUUUUAA